AUGGCGCAUUGUCUCAGUUUUGGGAAGCGAUUGGUCUUCCGCAGAACAAGCCCGCGGGGAAAGACGGAAGCUUCUGGGUCGAAUGCGAAGCAUUGUGCGCCGCAGUCAAGAGCUACGUGCAAAAGGUGGCGAUUUGCCCCCCUGCCAGUGACGUUUCCUGCUACAAUGUCGAAGGCUUUUCUGCAUGAGUUCGACGACGCACCGCAGCGCAGGGGUCGAGCAAGGGAGCAGCAGGUGCACGAGAAGGUGGACUAUCACCUUUGGGAGAUGGUGGAGCGGGUUGCCAACCUCUUCCGCAUCUACCCUACGGAGAGGCCGGGAUCUUCGUCAUCCGAGGACGAGGAUGAGGACGAAGACGAAGACGAUGACCAAGAGAGUGUGGCUGGCUUCCUGCAGACAGCAUCUGGCAUGACUCCCUCGGAGGCCAGGCUCAACAAGCAGAAGGAGGAACUUGCCAAGGCAUACAUGGGCAUCGUGAUUCGAGCCUUCAGCGGCCGGCAAACCCAGAUCGAUAUGCGGCGACUAACUACUGUAGCGUUUGCAUGCGGUUCUGGUGAUUGCAGUUUGGAUCCGAGAAAUGGCUUCGGAAUGCGGUGCUGGUACAAUGCCACGGCCUUCACAGAUGACGUGGAUUUCGAGGGGGGCACUGCCUAUGGCCGAUCUACAUGCCAGAAGCUUGCUCGGGCCGAUCCUGCACUGGCACUGAAAAACGCUGACAACUUCUGCUACUACAUCCAGGACACAGCCACACAGACGUCAGACAGCCGCCCGGAAGCCGGACCCGACGGCUCCAGCUGCCCAAGCUUUGCCAGCGUUUCCCAUCCUGACAGGGAUGGCGACUGCAAAUGCCCCCACUCAAAGCAGUGCUUCUACGAGGGGAGCCUGGGAUGCCCCUUUUCAUACACAGCCACAAAGAACACCUACAGCCCUGCAUACUUCACUGUGCAGUGCAAAACCUGCACCUGUGAAACAAAGAUCGAAACAACAACCACGACCACAACCACAGAACUCGCGAUUGGAGCGGCGAAAUCGAGAUGUCCUGCUUUUGCCGCCCUCCGCACACCGGACAGGGAGGGCGACUGCUCCUGCUAUGGUCAGAUGGUUUGCACAUUUCGCGGCGAUGUCGGCUGCCCAUAUGCUCGGACACGCCAGACUGGAAGGUAUAGCGACUUAUAUUUCCAUUCCUCUUGCUCGGAGUGCCUUUGCGCACGGAGACCUACAAAACCGAGCUGGAAGGAGGCAGCUAUCCGGUGCCCUUCAUCAGCACUGACGAGGGCCCCAGACAGUGAGGGAGACUGCCACUGUCCAAGAUAUCACCUUUGUAGCUACGAGAACGAGACGGGCUGUCCGGUAGCGGCUGGGCCAGCGCUUCACAGCCACCGCCGCCUGCCUGCAACAAGGGGUGAGACAUGCAUUUCCAGCCCACCACCCUCAGCCUCAACCCACAAGUUCGGUUGGGAAACAGGACUGUGGGAUUUGCUUACCAGUAUGUGUGCUUAG
Molecule: messenger RNA, 1500 nt
Organism: Symbiodinium sp. CCMP2456
Lineage: Eukaryota; Dinophyceae; Suessiales; Symbiodiniaceae
Source: the annotation of a GenBank genome assembly